This is a messenger RNA of Rhinichthys klamathensis goyatoka, 1965 nucleotides long. RefSeq lists its product as uncharacterized. The transcript has 4 exons. The record is from RefSeq and is a predicted model, not a curated record. Lineage: Eukaryota; Metazoa; Chordata; Actinopteri; Cypriniformes; Leuciscidae. Bases 1 to 1965 code for a protein of 654 amino acids.
AUGAACAACAACCGGAAAAUGAUGUGGACAACACUCUGCAAGCAAGGGGACAAACAGACUGAUAUACAAGACCAAGAACUGUACGAGGACUGCACUUUGCAAGAUGACAAUGAUGAUGAAGACUUCGAGCUUUUCCUGAGUGCCAGUGACAGUGAGUCUUCAGAUGAAGAUGGCUACUAUGACCAGGCAGACAGUUUCAUGGAAGAGGAUCAGCUUGAAGAGACUGACAUUUUUGGGGAGGAAAAUAUGGAUGCAGAUGGGUUCAGGGUCACAGAAGACAGCCCUGAACAUUUGAUGUUGAAACUGCUUGCAUUUAUGCUUUUGACAUGGCAAGCUGUUUUUAAAAUAUCAGACCGUGCAAUUUUUGCACUCUUGCAGUGCAUAAGACAAUUAAUUUGGCUCAUGGGACAUAUUCUGUGUGUGAACACACUCUGUGGGCUGGCUGGAAAGAUCCCUAAGACUUUAUAUUCACUCAGGAAAUGGACUAACAUCUGCAGAGACAGCUUUAGCCAGUUUGUGGUAUGCCCAAAGUGUAUGGUAACAUACACAAUUGAGGAAUCAUACACCACCUCUAGAUCCGGUGCAAAAAUCAUCAACACUUGUUCUUCUAGACCUUUCCACAAACACCCACAAAAGAAAUUAAGAAGCAAAUGUGGAACUCCUUUGAUGAGAAAGCUUAUUGGCUCAAGUGGUAAAGAAUACCUGUAUCCAAUCCGUGUCUACUGUUACAAAAAGGUCAGUCAGUCUUUGGAGACUUUGGUGAGAAGGUCUGGAUUUUUGGAGAAAUGUGAGCAAUGGAGACACCGCAGCAUGCCUCACUCUGUCAUGGGGGAUGUAUAUGAUGGGAAAAUCUGGCAGGACUUUCAAUAUGUAAAUGGUCAACCAUUUCUAUCAGAACCUAAUAAUUUUGCACUGAUGAUGAAUGUUGACUGGUACCAACCCUAUAAGCACUCCCCAUAUUCAGUCGGUGUUAUAUAUCUUGUCGUUUUGAAUUUGCCGAGAGAGGAACGCUUCAAAGAUGAAAACAUGAUUUUAGUUGGAGUGAUACCAGGACCCAAAGAACCCAAACUCAACAUGAUAGCAUAUCUUGAGCCCUUGGUUGAUGACCUCCGAGAAUUGUGGGAAGGAGUUGUUCUAAUGGACUCUUCACCCUUGGGAUGCCAGGUUUACAGAGCAGCAUUACUCUGCCUCUCAUCUGAUAUUCCAGCUUCCCGCAAGUGUGGUGGUUUUGUUGGCCAUGGAGCACUAAGAGGAUGUAACAAGUGUCUGAAGAAAUUCACGAAAACAUCUUUUGGGGGAAAAACGGACUUCUCCGGAUUUGACAGAUCAACCUGGACUCUGCGCACCUCUGAGGAACACAAAAGAUUUGCAAAGAUGACAGAGAAGGCUACUACAAAGGCAGCCCAGAAGAAACUGGAAGCGCAGUAUGGUGCCGGGUGGUCUGAACUGUUCUUCCUGCCAUACUAUGAUGCCAUCCAGUUUGUUGUCAUUGAUCCCAUGCACAAUUUACUCCUCGGAACUGCUAGACAUGUUUUCAAACUCUGGAUUGAGUGUGGGGUAUUAAGUAUCCAGAAGCUUGAAGAACUCCAAAAAAGAAUGGACUCUCUCAAGGUGCCACAGGAUGUUGGAAGGAUUCCUCUCAGAAUUGCAUCAGGGUUUAGCGGGUUUACAGCAGACCAGUGGAAAAACUGGACAACCAUCUAUUCAUUGUUUUGUUUAAAAGGCUUGAUUGAGGAUCCAGAUUAUGAUAUGUGGUUUGAUUUUGUGCAAGCCUGCAUUAUUAUGUGUUCAAGGGUCAUCUCACAUGAUAGGCUUGAAGUAGCUGACUGUUACUUGCAAACAUUUUUGUUGAAGUUUGUUGAACUGUAUGGAUCUCUUCAUUGCACACCUAACAUGCACUUACAUUUACAUUUAAAAGAAUGCCUGUUAGAUUAUGGUCCCGUCCUUUUGGUGUUUCUCAUUUGA